Molecule: messenger RNA, 1791 nt
Organism: Colletotrichum higginsianum IMI 349063
Lineage: Eukaryota; Fungi; Ascomycota; Sordariomycetes; Glomerellales; Glomerellaceae
Product: HK97 family phage prohead protease
Exons: 4
Coding region: 1-1791 (596 amino acids)
Molecular function (GO): N,N-dimethylaniline monooxygenase activity; flavin adenine dinucleotide binding; NADP binding
Source: RefSeq, a predicted model, not a curated record
AUGGCCACACCUGCACAGAAAAAGAAGUUCGCGACCGAGCUGACGGACUAUGCGUCGAGGCGUCAGACCACCGGCCCCUAUGCGGACAACCUCGACGUCGACGUCCUCAUCGUCGGUGGCGGAUUUGGCAAGUCUUCUCCCCCAACCAUCAAGACUUGGGGCACGCAACAUGAGACUAACAACAUCAUCCCAGGUGGUGUCUUCAUGCUCAAGACCCUCCGGGAGAUGGGUCUACGGGCCGUCAUCUACGAAGCCGGAACGUCCUUCGGGGGCACCUGGCGGUGGAACCGAUACCCCGGCGCGCGCGUCGACUCCGAGGUCCCCGAGUACGAGUUCUCGUGGCCCGAGGUCUUUAAAGACUGGACGUGGUCCACCAACUACCCCAACUUCCAGGAGCUCCGGGCGUACUUUGACCACGUUGACAGGGUGCUGAACCUAUCGAAAGACUGCUCCUUUGAGACAGUCGUCGUCGGUGCUCAGUUCCAGCCCGCCGAAGGAAAAUGGCACAUCAAAACUGCCGACGGCCGCUUGGCCAAGAGCAAGUACUUCAUCGUCGCUGCUGGCUUUGCUUCUAAGCGAUACAUCCCGAACUGGCCCGGCGUCGAAAAGUUCCGGGGCGUCGUCCACCACUCCUCCUUCUGGCCCGAAGAAGACGUCGACGUAAACGGUAAGCGAUGCGCCGUCAUCGGCACCGGGGCUUCGGGCGUCCAGAUCGCGCAGGAAUGGGGCCAGGCCGUCGGCGAACGCGGCGAGCUGAAGGUCUUCCAGCGGACGCCGAACCUGGCCGUGCCCAUGGGAAAGCGGCCCCUGACGCCCCAGGAGCAGGACGCCGGCAAGACGUGGUACCCGAGCCUGUUUGAUCUCCGCGAGAAGUGCUUCGGCGGCUUCCUCUACAGCAUGGCGGAGCGGAACACGUUCGACGACUCCCCCGCGGACCGCGAGGCCUUUUACCGCGCGCUCUGGGACUACGGCGGGUUCCGGUACUGGCUCGGAAACUACCGGGACAUGCUCUUCGACGCCGAUGCCAACAGGGAGGCCUACAGCUUCUGGUCGCGCAACGUCCGGGCGCGGAUCGGGGACCCGAGGAAGCGGGAGAUCCUGGCCCCGACGGUCGACAAGAUGCCGCACUUCUUCGGCGUCAAGCGGCCCUGCCUGGAGCAGAACUACUACGAGCAGUUCAACAAGUCCAACGUGGACGUGAUCGAUAUCAGCAAGAACGGCAUCGCCAGCUUUACCGAGACUGGCAUCAAGCUGGAGGAUGGAACUCACUACGAGUUCGACGUGGUUGCGAUUGCCACUGGAUUUGACAUCACCACCGGCGGCAUGACGAACAUGGGCCUGAAGAGCAUCCACAACACCAACCUCCAGGACGAGUGGAAGGCCGCGGCCAACACGUACCUCGGCACGACGGUGGGCGGCUACCCCAACAUGUUCCACAUGUACGGGCCCCACGGGCCGACGCUGCUCAGCAACGGGCCCUCGACGGUCGAGGUGCAGGGCCGGUGGAUCGCCGACUGCAUUCGCAAGAUGGAGCGGGAGCGCGUGCGGUGGAUCGACCCGACGGCGGAGGCGACGCGGGCGUGGAAGCAGCGGAUCAACGCCCUCAGCGACGCGUCCCUGUUCCCGACGACGCGGUCGACGUACAUGGGCGGGUCGAUGCCGGGCAAGGCGUUCGAGCAGGUCAACUUCGCGGGGGGGAUCCCGCAGUAUGCGAGGGAGAUCCGCGAGAAGCUGGACGGCUGGGUCGGGUUCGAUGUCGUAAGGGAUACUCGUGAUGUGAGCAGGCUCUGA